Molecule: messenger RNA, 2390 nt
Organism: [Candida] anglica
Lineage: Eukaryota; Fungi; Ascomycota; Pichiomycetes; Serinales; Debaryomycetaceae
Source: the annotation of a GenBank genome assembly
CUUUCAUUAACUUCAUAUUAAUAUGGACGAAUCAUUCCAUUUUGCCCUUCUUAGGGUAUCGAUAAUCCAAAUAUUAAAGGCCACUGGAUUCGAUAAAUGUAAGCCAUCUGUGGUGAAUAUAUUGACUGAUUUGUAUAUUCAAUAUUUAAAAUUAUUACUUCAAAAGAGUUUAAAAUAUUCUGAACAUCGAAGUGCUGGAACCAUUACUUCACCAGCGACUCAUCUAUGUGUACAAGAUAUAACUCAGGCGAUGAUGGAUGUUGGGUUUAUCAAGCCAUCAUCUUUUGAGAAUUAUUUGGAUGCAUUGGAUAUACCCAAUUAUCCAAAUGUUAAAGAUUAUAGUACUAAAUCAAUUGAAUCAUUUAAGAAUUGGAUAAUUUAUAGUGAUGGAUUUACAACCUCCAAGAAAUUAUCAAAAGUUCCAAGAACAUUAAUUAAAAAUUUAAUUGAAAAACGGAAAGUUGAUGAUGAUGAUGAUGGAUUAGAUAAAGAUAAGAAACAAAAAAGAUUAAAAGAAAAGCAAGAUUUUUAUAAUCAUUUCAAAAGUAAUAUGCCGUCACUGGACCCACUGCAGCAACAACAACAGCUGGACCUGUUACUCAAGCAACAACAACAACAGAAACAACAACAUGGAGAUGCUGAUGAUGCAGUCGAUGAGUUGGAAAAUGUGUUUAAUUGGUUGAAUUAUGUAUCAGAAAAGGAUAUUAAAUUAGGAAAUGAUUUAAAAUUUAUGAAUUCAUCACUUGAAGGAGAAACGAGGAAAUUACUUGAGAAUGAUGAUUUACAUCCAAUUGAGAAUAAAGAGGAACAAAUCCAAGCACAUAUAAACAAUCAUGCUAAAUAUGAUCAUAUUUUAAUCAGUUUACAAGAAGAAGAUGAUAAGAGUAUGAAUAUUUCAGGUGAACUUACUAAGGCCUUACCAUAUAAUGUUCGAUAUAAUAAAUAUUUAUUGGAAGAGCCACUUGAAGAAUAUUGGGAAUAUUCUGAGAGAGUUAGAGAAAAGGAAGAGAUUGAAAGAAGAGAGAAAGAAGAGAGAGAAAAAAAGGAGAGAGAGGAAAGAGAAAUAAAGGAGAAGGAGGAGAAAGAAAUUAAGGAGAAGGAGGAGAAAGAAAAAUUAGAAAAGGAGGAGAAAGAAAGAAUAGAGAAGGAGAAAGAGAAUAAGGAUGAUGAGACGAAGGUGAUAGAAAAAGUAGUGGAUAAUACUGAAGGUGAAGCAAUGGAAGAUGUAGUUGAUGAGGAGAAAGAUGAAGAAGAGAAGGUUGAGGAAGAGAAAGAUGAAGCAAAGAUGGUUGAAGAAAAGAAGAUUGAGGAGAAAAACGACGAAGUGAAGAAAGAUGAAGUACUAGAUGAGGAGAAAAAUGAUGGCGAAAAGGUAGAUGACAAGAAGGUAGAUGAAAAGAAGAAAGAUGAAGAGGAGAAAGAUGAAGAGGAGAAAGAUGAAGAGAAGGUAGAUGAAGAGAAGGUAGAUGAAGAGAAGGCAGUAGAAGUCGAAGAAAAGAAAGAUGAAGAGAAGAAAGACGAAUUGGAUGCAGGUAUAGAGAUAGAAAGUAAUGGUGAAAAGGAAGUGAAAAGUUCCGAGGAAGGGGAAGCGUCAAACAAUAAUAACGAGAAUGAGGAGGAGAUUGUCGAUAAACCAGAUCAACCAGAUCAACCAGAUCAACCAGAUCAACCAGUCACAAUCAAUUCACCAAAUCACGAUUAAUUCACCAAGUAUGCGUAGCAAUUACUCCAAUUCAAAUCCUUACACCGCCAUAACUGGCUCUAGAAUCCUCUCUCUUGACUAGGAUCAUUUCAUUUAUGAAACUUCAUCUCAAUAAUAGGAAUAUUCACCUGUUUGAAAUAGUUGGUAUUAUAUUACAAGAUCAACAAGAUCAAUUGAUUGACAGAAUAAGAUCAAGAGGAUUACCCAGAUGCGCACAUAAAAUUCAGAUGAACAAUAUAACCCAGACUAGUAACAUCAACAAAAUUAUUCAACAAAACUUUUCAAGUGUUAAAAAUUUUUCAAUGGUAUACAUCAACUAUUGCAUAAUGUUCAAUAUUAUAAAUUUCAAAGACAGUGUGAAUAUUGUACUGAAGGUGCAUAAAUGAAAAAAUAAUAAUCUUCUAGCCAAGAGAAUGGAUCCUAGAGCCAGCUACGGCGGUAUAAGGAGUUGAAUCGACGGCAUUUGCUACAUAAAUAACCCUAUUGGGAACAGACAUAAAUACAACACCAUGCCACCAACUGCCCAUGUGCAAGCCCAAGAACAGGCCCCACCUUGCUUCAUACAUAUGAAAGGAGUCAUAGUGCCGGUUUACUGUUUGAUUGCAGUUUUCAAAUGCAUCAACAGGACUCCCGCACAUGAAAGAGUAACGAAUUUACGAUAAGAAACGAAUUAAAAGUUUAAACUGAA